AUGCACGUGGAGGUGCGUGAUAGUGUUUCUUGGCGCAUGGUUAUUGAAUUAAGAUUAUCAGAAGGGAGAGCUGAGACUUUCAAGGAGAAAGUUGAAGUAGAUGAUGAGCAUAUGACAGUAACUAUCCAUGGCAUUGAAGGAGACAUCUACAAGACCUUCAAGUUCUGGAAACCCGUCUUCAAUGUUGCACCAAAACAGCGGGGCAACGGCAGCGUUGCGACGGUGAGCAUCGAAUACGAGAAACGAAACAAGGACGUUUCUGAUCCAGUUGCCUAUCUCGAUUUCAUGGCCAGCAUGAGCAGAGACGUUGCUUCUCACAUUAUGAAGGCAUAA
Messenger RNA from Pistacia vera, 333 nucleotides. RefSeq names its product MLP-like protein 328. NCBI's taxonomy places the organism in Eukaryota, Viridiplantae, Streptophyta, Magnoliopsida, Sapindales, Anacardiaceae. The transcript is spliced from 2 exons. The record is from RefSeq and is a predicted model, not a curated record. The coding region runs from base 1 to 333 and encodes 110 amino acids. Gene Ontology annotation, biological process: defense response.